Molecule: messenger RNA, 186 nt
Organism: Clunio marinus
Lineage: Eukaryota; Metazoa; Arthropoda; Insecta; Diptera; Chironomidae
Source: the annotation of a GenBank genome assembly
AUGGCAGCAAAAACAGAAUGUAAACCAAAAGAGUCUCAGCUGCAAUUGUUAAACUGCUGCUUUGGUCGAUCUGCAGUUAAAGACACGCAUUACAAAACACAGCAGACGGUCAAGUCAGAAUCACCGCAAGUUGGAUUAAAAGGCGACCACAGAGAACGUGAUCACAAACAAAAACAAAAAUAUUAA